CCGAGCCGGAGCUGCGGAUGCGGGGCCUGGCGGGGGCCUGGCGAGCCGGCAGCAGCACGGGACCGAAGCACACGGCCAGAUUGUGAGCUUCAUGAGGGCAGUGACCUUGCCUUUCUUGUAUACCAUUGUAUUCCAGCACCCAGCACAGAAUGUGGCUCAUAGAGCCCCCGCAGGAUCCCACAUUACAUGUCUUGUGUCUCCUGAGGCUCCUCUUUGCUGUGACAAUUUCUCAGACUUUCCCUGUUUUUGAUGACUUGACAGUUUUGAGAGCCCUGGUCUGGUAUAUUGUUGAAUGCCCCUCUAUUGGAAUUUGUCUGACUUUUAAAAAAUCGUGAUUUGACUGGAGUUGUGGGUUUUGGAGAUCUUCCCUAAUUUUUAAGAGUGUAAAGGGGUUCCAAGACCCAACAAUUUGAGAACUGCUGCUAUUUUAUUUACUUAUUAUUUUGUGAAAUAGAGCGAGAAGACCUCUGUCUUCUUCUCUGAUCAGUCUCCAGCCUCUACUACAGCCUGGCGCACAGCAGAUGCAUAAUAAAUAUUUGUGGAGCGAGCGGCUGCAAGAACCAGGAGCUCAAAGGUAGCUGUAGGUUCGGAGAAGGAGGCGGAAUCAUCCGUGCACAGCCGGUAGACGAUGAGCAGCCACGGCAACAGCCUGUUUCUGCAGGAGAGUGGCCAGCGGCUGGGCCAGGUGGGCUGGCUGCAGCGGCUGCAGGAGAGCCUGCAGCAGAGAGCACUGCGCACACGCUUGCGCCUGCAGACCAUGACGCGCGAGCACGUGCUGCGCUUCCUGCGCCAGAACGCCUUCAUCCUGCUGACCAUCAGCGCUGUGAUCCUGGGGGUCAGCCUGGCCUUUGCCCUGCGCCCAUACCAGCUCACCUACCGCCAGAUCAAGUACUUCUCUUUCCCUGGAGAGCUUCUCAUGAGGAUGCUGCAGAUGCUGGUGCUGCCACUCAUCGUCUCCAGCCUGGUCACAGGUAUGGCAUCCCUGGAUAACAAGGCGACAGGGCGGAUGGGGAUGCGGGCAGCUGUAUACUACAUGGUGACCACGGUCAUUGCGGUCUUCAUCGGCAUCCUCAUGGUCACCAUCAUCCAUCCUGGAAAGGGCUCCAAGGAGGGGCUGCACCGCGAGGGUCGAAUUGAGACCAUCCCUACGGCUGAUGCCUUCAUGGACCUGGUCAGAAAUAUGUUUCCGCCCAACCUUGUGGAGGCCUGCUUCAAACAGUUCAAGACGCAGUACAGCACGAGGCUGGUAACCAGGACCAUUGUGAGGACAGAGAACGGAUCUGAGCCAGGCACCUCCAUUCCUCCUCCAUCCUCAAUGGAGAAUGGAACCAGCCUCCUAGAAAAUGUCACACGGGCCUUGGGCACCCUGCAGGAGGUGCUGAGCUUUGAGGAGACUGUGCCUGUACCUGGCUCGGCCAAUGGCAUCAAUGCCCUGGGUCUUGUGGUCUUCUCUGUGGCCUUUGGGCUGGUCAUCGGUGGCAUGAAACACAAGGGCCGAGUCCUGCGAGACUUUUUUGACAGCCUCAAUGAGGCUAUAAUGAGACUGGUGGGCAUCAUUAUCUGGUAUGCACCUGUGGGCAUCCUGUUCCUGAUUGCUGGGAAGAUCCUAGAGAUGGAAGACAUGGCCGUCCUGGGGGGUCAGCUGGGCAUGUACACCUUGACCGUCAUCGUGGGCUUGUUCCUCCAUGCUGGCGGUGUCCUGCCCCUCAUCUACUUCCUCAUCACCCACCGGAACCCCUUCCCCUUCAUCGGGGGUGUGCUGCAGGCCCUCAUCACUGCCAUGGGCACGUCUUCCAGCUCUGCGACACUGCCUAUCACCUUCCGCUGUCUGGAGGAGGGCCUGGGUGUGGACCGCCGCAUCACCAGGUUUGUGCUGCCCGUGGGGGCCACCGUCAACAUGGAUGGCACCGCCCUCUAUGAGGCCCUGGCCGCUAUCUUCAUUGCACAAGUCAACAACUAUGAGCUCAACCUGGGCCAGAUCACAACUAUCAGUAUCACGGCUACAGCAGCCAGUGUUGGGGCUGCUGGCAUCCCCCAGGCAGGUCUGGUCACCAUGGUCAUUGUGCUCACAUCGGUUGGCCUGCCCACGGAAGACAUCACGCUGAUCAUAGCUGUAGACUGGUUCCUUGACCGACUUCGCACGAUGACCAAUGUGCUGGGGGACUCGAUUGGAGCAGCUGUCAUCGAGCAUUUGUCUCAGCGGGAGCUGGAGCUGCAAGAAGCUGAGCUCACCCUCCCCAGCUUGGGGAAACCCUAUAAGUCACUCAUGGCACAAGAGAAGGGGGCGUCCAGGGGACGGAGAGGCAACGAGAGUGCCAUGUGAGGGGUCCCCAGCUCUGCUGCCCAGAGAGGAGGAAAGGGGUCUGGGGAGGGAGGUCCUGGGGAAGAUCCACUGCCUGAAUAACCGUGCACUGAACACCCAUGUCCUGUCUGGCAUGUUUGGGGGAGACUGAGAUAAAGGAGCGGGAAUGAAAGGUAUCCAAGGUUUCCGUUUCUCUCUGAGCAUAUGCUGAGAACUUGAGGGAGGGUGGUGAGCAAGGCAGGGAGGAAAUGUUUCUCCCGGGAUUGGGGAUACAGGAAACUUCAGGUUCAACAAAGUGAAGGAUCAGCUCAUGUUCCUAAUUUUCUCAAGGAGUGAUGGAACUGAAGAAGGUAAAGGAAAACCACUGUUUCUCAUAAUAAAACAAUAUCCAUGACAUCUGUAUCGGGGGUCCUCAAGACCACCUUUGGGUUCAGUGAUUUGCUAGAAGGACUCAUAGAGCUCAGAAAAGCUGUGGUGCUCCUGUUUAUGGUUUAUUGCUGUGAAAGGACAUACAUUGAAAUCAGCAAAGGCAAAAGCUGCAUGGGGCAGGGUCCAGGAGACACCAGAUGUGAGCUUCUAGUUGUCCCCUUUUAGUGGAAUCGCAUAGACAGCACUUAAUUCUCCCAACAAUGAUAUGUGACAGCACAUAUGAAGUAUUGCCAGCCAGGUAAGUUCUCCCGAGCCUUGGUGUCCAGGGUUUUUCUUGGAGGUCCGAUCAUGUAGGGAUGGAGCACUUGCUGACCUGAACUACUCAUUCUUCAGUCCCCCCAGAGGUCAAAAUAAUACAGCAUUUCCCAGGGCCCCAGGUGAAUAAAAACAGGCGUUCACCAUAAAUUACAACUGUCAGCACAGACUAUCUGGUGUGGCUAAAGGCCCCGGGUAUACAAAGACACUUUUAUCAGCCAGGACAUUCCAAGGGCUCAGAGGUCACUUCCAGGAGCCAGUCAAGGGCCAGUCUUUUCUUUGGUGUGUGUAGGCUUUGAGUGUCCCUAACCCUCUGAGUUAACCCUUUACUGCAUACACCCCACCGUUGGGAACAGAGGAAGCAGCUUCUUCUGGGGAUGAGUAGCUGGGUCUUGUGGUCUCAACUCUUGACUCCUGAGACCGAUUGGCCCAGACAAUCCCAUGCUGGCCCUAGGGGUUCUGUAUCUCCUAACGACACAAGGGUGGAUGUUGGCCUCUUAGCAUUAUUUUCCUGCAACCUGAUGGACCAGGUGUGACAUUGAAUGAGACCUUGCUAAAGGCUUGGGGAAAACACAAAUAGAGAGUAACAUGAUUCGGGGUGUAACUCAACUCUACGACUCCUUUUGUCCAGGAAACAUGACAUUAAUAUUUUCUAAAUCAAAUUAAGCUUCACUUGAGCAUUUACCUCUCCCAAAUUGGGGAGAGAAAUUCAAGCACAGGUAUGUUUUGAGAUGUUCCCUCCCCCAUUCUUUAGGAUCCUAAGAGAACCCUUGGACAUAAGGAAUUGAGAGAACGUGGGAGAAGGGUUCCAGAAUUCUUUAAUCUUUUUGUGGUCACCAUGGAGAUAUAUAUGGUUAUAGAGUGGAAACAGUCUAUGCAAAGGCAAGAGACUCCUCCACUUAUAAAACACGCUGCUCCACAUUUGACCACAGGGCACUUCACCUGGGAUCCCAGUCUCAAACCGGAAUUUCAGCCUCCAGUCCUACACCAGCCCAUGGUCAGUGGUCUGUGUUCCCCAGAGGGCUCCUUGUGGGAGCAGGGGAUAUUAGUUUUCUAGGGCUGCCGUGACAAAGUACCACAGACUGGAUAGCUUAAACAACAGAAAUUUAUUUUCUCAUAGUUUUGGAGGCUAGAAGUCUGAGAUCAAAGUGUCAGCAGGGAUGGCUUCUCCUGAGGCCUCUCUCCUUGGCUUGUAGCUGGCCAUUUUAUCCCUAUGUCUUCAUAUUGUCUUCCCUCUAUGUGUGUGUGUGUCUUAAUCUCCCUUUUUAAUAUGGAUACCAGUCAGAUUGGAGUAGAGACCAGCCGAAUGAACUCAUUGUAGCUUAAUUAAUUAAAUGUAAUUAAAUCUGCAAAGGCAGUUUUUCUAAAUAAGGUGACAUUCACAGGUUCUGGGUGGGCAAAUCUUUUGUGGGGCUGCCAACGAAGCCAGUGAGGCCCAGGAAAUGUAGCUCAGCCUACCUAAGACAGAGUUCAGUGGCCCAGGAAGUGGAGUUGUGAGUCAGGCAAAGAAAGGCAACCAUAAAGGAUGUGUUUAUCAAGUCAGUUACCAAUGUGGUCACCUAGGGCUCCUGCUGAGGAGUACUGGGAGCCAGUGUAAUAUACAUGCCUCAGAGUUACCUCACCCAAGGAUUGAUACACCAACUCCUAUCAGUCUUUGGUUAAGGAGUGAUUCCUGAGGCAUUAAUUCUCUAUGCACAUAGGCAGAGCAGACUUCUGCCACCAAAGAAAUCGCUCUUCAGGCAAAGGAUGCAGAUACAAAAAUUUGAAGCCAGACAGGAUUGCAUUAAAAUGGUAAAUGAUGAUGAGAUAUCGUCUAUAUUAUGCUUCUUCAUUCUACCUUCCUGGGAUGCAGUUGCAAUGGCUGGAAGGGCAGAAGGUAUUUUGUGACCAUGAGGGUGAGACUCCCAUGCUAAGGAUGGUAGAGCAGAAAAGUGGAAGGAUCCUGAGUACUUGAAGGCCAGCCUUGAAAUGCUUAUCUCUUGAAUUUGUGUUUCAAGAGGAAAGAAAAAACCUUUGGUUAAGCCAUUACAGUGUGGUUUCUGCCAUAUGUAGCCAAUUGCAAUUUUUAACUGGUAUAGAAGAAAUUUGCUAGCAACAUACACGAUGCCCUUGACGGGACAUCCCUGAAGAAUAUUAUACAGAAAAGGCAGCAUCCUUCUAAGGCCAUGCUCUCUGAUAGAGCCUUCUGCAGUGAUGGAAAUGUUCUCUAUCUGCAUUGUCCAGUGUAGUGGCCACUAACCACACAUGGCUGAUCAAUCACUUGAUACAUAGCUGGUGUGACUGAGGGACUGAAUUUUUUAAAAUUUUAUUUAUUUCUAAUUAUUUUAAACAGGCACGUGUGGCCAGUGGCUACCACAUUGUAUUGGAUAGGACAGUUCUAAGGUUACACUCUUGGGGGCAAUGGUGUUAUUUUAGUAGAGUUAGGAGUGGGAAGGGCAUAGCUCUGAUCCCUAUGAAGGAUCAAGGUGGUCAGCACCCCUGUCCCAGAGGGUAGGGCUCGCGUUUCUUCAUUUGACCUCAUGUCUGUGACCGAAGUGAAACCAAGAGUUUCCUCUAAGGCAUAGGCAUUUCUGGCCAAGACUCCAAAGCUUCUGCCCCUCCACGACCCCUUCAGGAUUCACAUUCAGCUUAGAGCAGCUGAGGUCAUAAAGUGACAAAGCUCAAGCCCAGAUUUAUACAUAACUCAGGACAGUGGCUCCCUGCCUUGCAGAUAGUGGACAAAGUCAAAAUUUCUGCUGAUCUAGGUCCUUGGGUCCGUAAGUGGCUGGCUUUCUUUGCAUCUACUGAGAUUUUGGGAGCUCAAAUUCUUGAACACUCAAAGACGAUAAAAGUCAGUUGUUUUCUUCUCCCCUUUUCUGUUCAUUUAGAGAGGCUGAGGGGCAGUUCUCCAGCCACAUUCACAAGCAAAUAA
Messenger RNA from Diceros bicornis minor, 5897 nucleotides. It is a transcript of the gene SLC1A6, whose product is annotated as solute carrier family 1 member 6. Bases 629 to 2323 code for a protein of 564 amino acids. The record is from RefSeq and is a predicted model, not a curated record. Lineage: Eukaryota; Metazoa; Chordata; Mammalia; Perissodactyla; Rhinocerotidae. Gene Ontology annotation, cellular component: plasma membrane. Gene Ontology annotation, molecular function: neutral L-amino acid transmembrane transporter activity; L-glutamate transmembrane transporter activity; glutamate:sodium symporter activity. Gene Ontology annotation, biological process: L-glutamate transmembrane transport. The transcript is spliced from 12 exons.